AUGUCUUUGGGAAAAUCUGUGACUCUUAAUAAUGGAUUGAAAAUGCCCUUGAUCGGCUUGGGCACAUACCUCUCCAAACCUAAAGAGGUGGAAGAUGCCGUGGCCCAUGCCCUCAAGAUCGGUUACAGACACAUUGACUGUGCCCGUUUCUAUGAAAAUGAAGCAGAGGUCGGCCGAGGCAUCAAGAAAUCAGGUGUGCCUCGUGAGGAGAUUUUUAUCACUUCCAAAAUUUGGAAUAACCACCGUCGUCCUGAGUAUGCUCGUGCUGCUCUUGAAGGCAUGCUGAAAGAUCUUCAGGUGGAUUAUGUGGAUCAAUUGCUUAUCCACUGGCCAAUAGCCUUCAAGCCUGGUGAUGACAUGAUUCCAAUCGACAAGGCUACUGGCAAGGUCAUCAUUGAUGACUACCCCAUCAGCGAGGCCUGGAAAACCUACGAACAAUUCUUAGAAGAAGGAAAGGUUAAGAGUAUUGGUGUUAGUAACUUUAACAUCAAAAAGCUUGAAAAGCUCCUUGAGACUGCAAAGGUUCCUCCUGCUGCCAACCAAGUUGAGCUGCAUGCUUAUCUUCAACAGCCCGAACUUGUGAAGUAUUGCCAAGGCAAGGGAAUUGCUGUUGUUGCUUGGGCUCCACUUGGUAACCAAGCCUCUCCUUUAUCAAUCAGAGACAAGGUUCCCUCGAAGAGAGUCAUCGAUGAUCCUAAAGUCAAAGAGAUUUCUGCCAGAGUCAAGGCUGAUCCUGCACAAGUACUCCUUGCCUGGUUUACUCACAAAAAUAUCGUAGCAAUCCCUAAAAGUGUCACUCCUUCCCGUAUCGAAACCAACUUCAAGCAAAUUGUGUUGGAUGCUGAGAGUAUUGCCGAAAUCGACGCUCUUGAAAAGAACCUUCGUGUCGACCCUCCUGCCUGGGGUGUAGAUAUUUUCGACCAAGGUCCAGAAGUAAUGGAUCCCAUUGAGAAGGAUGCUAUCGAGGCCAGAUUAGCAGGUAAGGCAGGCUUGUAA
Messenger RNA from Sugiyamaella lignohabitans, 996 nucleotides. It is a transcript of the gene GCY1, whose product is annotated as glycerol 2-dehydrogenase (NADP(+)) GCY1. The record is from RefSeq and is a predicted model, not a curated record. NCBI's taxonomy places the organism in Eukaryota, Fungi, Ascomycota, Dipodascomycetes, Dipodascales, Trichomonascaceae. The transcript has a single exon. The coding region runs from base 1 to 996 and encodes 331 amino acids. Gene Ontology annotation, molecular function: aldose reductase (NADPH) activity. Gene Ontology annotation, cellular component: cytosol.